UUUAAACGAAUACUUUUAUAAAAUACAAUCGAUAUUGUAUUGUUUGUAUUGCGUCUUUAUAUUUUGGACAAUAUGAAUUUAAUUGAAAGUUGCUGGUGAUGAGUGCAUCCCUGUUGACAAUGAUACAUAAAUAGUGAAUUUCAGGAAUAUAUGUGAAUUUUUUCUGGAAAACUUUCAAACAUGUUAAACAUAGUUGAUCUUCCUGAUAUUGUGCUGGAAACUAUUUUAUCUAACCUCACCUAUGAUGAAAUUUCUAAAUACAGAAUUAUAUGUAAGCGAUUUGAUCGAAUUUGUAGAAAACUACUAAAUCGUGGCUUUAAUCUUAUGGAAAAAUAUCAUGCUCAAUGUCUGCGUGCAGUCAAAAGUCAAUUACCACGCAGAGAAUCAGAACGAAGAAGUCAUCCUUUAGCACGUCAUUGCGAUAUAUUAACAGCAAUAGAAACAAGAAUAUCAAUGUUAUCAAUGACUUUUAUCAAAUAUGUGGACUUAAACUUAUGCUGUUUUAUUCCCGGAAAAGUAAUCGAUGAAAUUUUUCGUGUUCUCCGUUUAAUUCGUGACUCGAAAACACCACCCAGGGCACAUGAAAUAUUGCAAGAAUUACGUGAUAUUAGUAGUAUGGCUAUGGAACAUUUUGAUGAAAAAAUUUUACCAGAUUUAAAACAUAGUAUUUGUACAUCCGUUGUUAGUAAUGUGGGCUCUUACGAACUUCCUGGUGGAAGCUUAAUGAUUUCGCAUCAUACCGCAAGCUCGAAUAGUGCUUCACUAUCACAUAGUUAUAGUACAGAGAAACUAAAUCAAACAUUUAAGAAAAUUUAUAGUCGUACCAAAAGAAAUAAAUUUUCUGUAAUGUAUGCAAAAUUUGAAAUAACUAAAAUGAAGUUGAGAAUGAAAAAACAAUUGAUUCAAAUGAGAGUCCAAAAUUUAAAACUUCAAAAACAAGCGAAGAAAAUUAAUGACCAAGAUAUGCAGUUGGCAGAAAUGAAAAAGCAUUUGGAAGAAUGGGAACAAAAAAUGGGCGAUUUAACUGCUGAAUUGAGUAGGGCAAGAGAAGAAACACAGAAGCCUGAUUCAAUAGAUUCUUGCAAAAGAAAACAUAUUGAUAUCUGCAAUCAACGUGACUCAGACUCUCUUCAAACAAAGGAAUUGGAAGCUAAAAAGCGUAAAUUAAUUGUAGAAAGAAAACCAUCGAAUGAUGCAAAAGAUGUGAAAUUUAAAAAGUUUAUAUCAGGUCUUCUUGCAGGAAAUGCACUAGAGGGAUAUCCAUCUACUUCGUAUUAAAAUAUUUUUUGUAGAUAGUCAGGUCUUGUUCGAAGGCAUAUUUUUUUGCAAUAUUGUUACCUUUAUACUGUGCAUUUGGGGGGAAUUAUUAUUUAAUGAAUAUAAUUUAUGAAUUAAAUUUAUAUACAUAUUUACAAAUUAUACAAAUUUGUUGAAAGUAGAUAGUACAGUAUUUCAUAAAUUUAAUCAUAUCUCAGAGAUAUUCAAAUAUCGCGUAUUAAUACAAAAAAAAAAAAAAAAAUUUAAUCCUUCUAUACUACAUUCCUGGCAUAGAAUUAAUAUUGUUAUAGAUCAGAUCAAUAGUAAUCAUAUUCCUUUUUUUGAAAAGUAAAAAUGUGAUAUAAAUUGUAUUAUAUAGAAAAAAAAUUGGAUGGACUAUAGAUAACUUUAACAUAGAUGUAAGGAAUAAAUGUACAUUUAAACUUUAAACAAAAAUUAUAAGGUUCCAUGCUGAGAUAAAAUUCAUAUUAGGUAUAGAAUCUUUUAUAAAAAAUUAUUCAUCAUAAAUUAUUUAUAAAUUAAAUUUAGCUUAACUCAACUUGAAAUUAGUCAUUAUAUACUUUCCUCUGAAUCUGAGUAAUCUUUCUGCAACAGUAAUUCUUCGUUAAAUUCUUCUGAAUUUUUUCUGUUAACAAAUAGAGAAUUUGAUGACUUCUUAUACAAUAUUGCAUGUGCACUUUGUAAAUAGCUUUGCUGUUUCUUUUUUAUCUGUUCACGAGCAUUGAAUUUUCCAACUUCUGGUAAGACAAAAUUAUAAAUCAUAUCUGCUAUCAUUUCUUCUUCUGCAAGAUCUGUCAUACUAACAGUUUUAUUUAACAUUAGUAAAUUAGUAUUUGCUGAUAUACAUAUAUACAUACUUCAUAUUUGAUUAUAUAUAGUAUUAAUAUUUAAAUUAUACUGAUGAAUAAUAAAAUUGUGUGGUAA
This is a messenger RNA of Polistes canadensis, 2202 nucleotides long. It is a transcript of the gene pall, whose product is annotated as F-box only protein 28. Lineage: Eukaryota; Metazoa; Arthropoda; Insecta; Hymenoptera; Vespidae. The transcript has 4 exons. Gene Ontology annotation, molecular function: protein binding. Gene Ontology annotation, biological process: protein polyubiquitination. The coding region runs from base 181 to 1278 and encodes 365 amino acids. The record is from RefSeq and is a predicted model, not a curated record.